AUGUUUCGAACUUGUCCAUCAUUGAUCACCAAGGGCAGACUCCACCUUGGACGUUGUUCUCUAUCCAAAAUUGCAUCAACUCUUAAAUCAGAUGAGGUCGAAGAAGUACCAGCCAAUAGACAAAAGGUAGUUCUACCCAAAAUCGAAGGAAAACCGAGCCAACGCUAUCUGGAGUUCCGGGAAAGGCUGCGAUCGGAGGCGCCGCUGGAUCCUCUGCUGCCCGAGAGUGCACCACAUCCGGCCCACGAAAAGGAGCCCCUGGAGCCGUGGCCCAACAACACCAAUCCGCAUACGGGGGAAAUCGGAGGACAGGCGGGACCAGAACCCACGCGCUACGGCGACUGGGAGCGCAAGGGACGGGUCACGGAUUUCUAAGGGAAAUCUUCACCUCGACACCUUUUUUGUUUGGACAAUUCUGAUUUAUUAACCGUGUUAACAACAGAAGCACUCACAAUUUGUUACACGAGGAAAACCGUGCGCUCCGGUAGCACCGGAAUCCAGAUCAAGAUGAGGAAAAUCAAGAUUUCCCAGAGCUGCUUCUGCGAAGGCAUUACAUAAAUUUCAUUGU
Molecule: messenger RNA, 568 nt
Organism: Drosophila takahashii
Lineage: Eukaryota; Metazoa; Arthropoda; Insecta; Diptera; Drosophilidae
Product: succinate dehydrogenase assembly factor 4, mitochondrial
Biological process (GO): mitochondrial respiratory chain complex II assembly
Cellular component (GO): mitochondrion
Source: RefSeq, a predicted model, not a curated record